This is a messenger RNA of Parastagonospora nodorum SN15, 988 nucleotides long. RefSeq lists its product as hypothetical. Gene Ontology annotation, molecular function: threonine-type endopeptidase activity. Bases 156 to 752 code for a protein of 198 amino acids. NCBI's taxonomy places the organism in Eukaryota, Fungi, Ascomycota, Dothideomycetes, Pleosporales, Phaeosphaeriaceae. The transcript has 4 exons. Gene Ontology annotation, cellular component: proteasome core complex. The record is from RefSeq and is a predicted model, not a curated record.
CUCGAUAGCUUCUCCUCAUUCCAAUUCUUGCAAACGGAUACCCUGCAAGCUUCGACCGUCACGAUGAUGACCACAGGCAUGAUCGGAGAAGAUGGCAUUCAUGUCGACAUGGAUCAUCUCAAGAAGGGUGAAGUCAAGUACGAAAUACCAUAAGCAUGGCAAUCAACUUCAAGGACGGCGUAAUAUUAGGCGCAGACAGCAGAACAACUACGGGCGCAUACAUCGCAAAUCGAGUCACCGACAAGCUCACACAAGUCCACGACACGAUCUGGUGCUGCAGAUCUGGCUCAGCGGCGGACACACAGGCUGUUGCUGACAUUGUUCACUACCAUCUGGGAAUGUACGGCAUCACAAACGACGAGCCUCCGACGACACAGACUGCCGCAGCCAUCUUCCAGGAGCUGUGUUACUCGAACAAGGACCAGUUAUCUGCGGGAAUGAUCAUUGCUGGGUGGGAUCAGCGACAUGGCGGCCAGGUCUACUCGAUUCCUCUUGGAGGAUCCCUACACAAGCAGUCGUACGCAAUCGGCGGUUCGGGCUCCACAUACAUCUACGGUUACUGCGACGCCAACUGGAAGGAAGGCAUGAGUGAGGAGGACGGCAUCAGCUUCGUCAAGGGUGCGUUGGCAGAGGCCAUCAAGUGGGACGGUAGCUCUGGAGGUGUGAUCCGCAUGGUGGUGCUUACAGCCAAGGGCGCCCAGCGACACUUGUAUCUGCCGGACCAGAAGUACGAUGGGCCUGGCAAGCAGUAGAUGUGGAGGCAGCAUGCUGUCAGGGAAGUGUGAUGAGGAUAUUCUAGCACAAGACUUGCAGCGGUGCUCUGGCAGAAGCGAGCUUGGUGAUGAAUAACAAGCAAGCAUGAAUAAAUGCACAGCUUAACAGAGCAAGGCCUGCCCACAUGCUGGUCGCAACCAAGCCCGCUGUGCUUUCCUUGUCGGGACCUCAAGACUUAGUUUCGUGCUAGCAGCUGUUAGAUACAUGACUUGAG